Messenger RNA from Acanthosepion pharaonis, 1029 nucleotides. The record is from the annotation of a GenBank genome assembly. NCBI's taxonomy places the organism in Eukaryota, Metazoa, Mollusca, Cephalopoda, Sepiida, Sepiidae.
AUGACAGUUCUUAUCUAUGACAGUUCUUAUCUAUCUAUCUAUCUAUCUAUCUAUCUAUCUAUCUAUCUAUGUUCUUAUUUAUCUAUGACAGUUCUUUAUCUAUCUAUCUAUCUAUCUAUCUAUCUAUCUAUGUUCUUAUUUAUCUAUGACAGUUCUUUAUCUAUCUAUCUAUCUAUCUAUCUAUCUAUCUAUCUAUCUAUCUAUCUAUGUUCUUAUUUAUCUAUGACAGUUCUUUAUCUAUCUAUCUAUCUAUCUAUCUAUCUAUCUAUGUUCUUAUUUAUCUAUGACAGUUCUUUAUCUAUCUAUCUCAUCUAUCUAUCUAUCUAUCUAUCUAUCUAUCUAUUUCUUUAUCUAUCUAUCUAUCUAUCUAUCUAUCUAUCUAUCUAUCUAUCUGUGUUCUUAUCUAUCAAUGUAUCUAUGUCUGCUUUCAUCUAUUUCUUUAUGUUCUUAUCUAUCUAUCUAUCUAUCUAUCUAUCUAUGUUCAUAUUUAUCUAUGACAGUUCUUAUCUAUCUAUCUAUCUAUCUAUCUAUGACAGUUCUUAUCUAUCUAUCUAUGACAGUUCUUAUCUAUCUAUAUAUCUAUCUAUGACAGUUCUUAUCUAUCUAUCUAUCUAUCUAUCUAUGUUCAUAUUUAUCUAUGACAGUUCUUAUCUAUCUAUCUAUCUAUCUAUGACAGUUCUUUAUCUAUCUAUCUAUCUAUCUAUGACAGUUCUUUAUCUAUCUAUCUAUCUAUCUAAAUAUCUAUCUAUCUAUCUAUCUAUCUAUCUAUCUAUCUAUCUAAUAUACUUUAGGUAUAAUGCACAUAUUCGAAUCUAUCUAUCUUUCUAUUUCUAUUUUUUGUAUUUCUAUUUCUGUCUGUUUAUCUAUCUAUCUAUCUAUCUAUCUAUCUAUCUAUCUAUCUAUCUAUCUAUCUCAGUUUGUUCUCAUUUAUCUAUUUAUCUAUCUAUAUAUUUAUUUCUGUGUCUGUCUAUUUCUAUGUCUAUCUGUCUAUCAGGGUUUGCUCUCAACUAUCUUUUUAUCUCGAUAUGA